AUGUCGUCUUUCGGCCCAUCCCCGACCCAAGUUUGGACCGCUUUUGGGGAGAAAUGGACAGCGCGCGGAUGGGUGGGACGCGCGGUAUUGUCCUUCCCUGGCCCGCCCGUUGGUGGCACAAAACACCACCCCGAUGCCCCAUUUCGCGCCAUUUCCCCGCAAACCCUCCCACGUCCCAAGAAGAAGGCCAAGGGUCCGAGGAAGCCGCGGUCGGAAUGCACGCCGGCGGAGCUCGGAAAGAUGGACGCGAAAUCGGUGAAGAGGAGGAACCAGAGGGCGGUCAUCAAGGGCAAGAAUGUCGCGGCUAAGUUCGCCGCCGAGCGCGCUGCAUUGGAGGCCGAGCAGCGCAAGGCCGAGUUCAUGGAGAAUGUCAUCUACGAGGGUGGGCAUGGCGGUGCCUACGAUCCCAACGAGACCCAAAGUCAGGAUGGCUGCGCCCAGUACGUUGCCGAUGAAGACAAUGAGGCCCACGACCAUGCUGACUACGACCAUGGUGACUCGUGGCAUGAAGAUGAUGACAUCUAUUGCGAAGGUGAUGGUGCUGAAGAAGAAGGCAUUGAUAUUGGGGACGAGCCAUUGUUCAUCGACGAGCUCACCCGAAGAGCGGAAGCACAAAAGAGGAAGAAGAGCAUUCAUAAGGCAUUUCAAUCUUUGGAAGCAUUCAAGGCCCGGCACAAUGACAAGCCAUUCACUCUUAUCCAUUGUUGGACGCUCAUCAACAAUUGCCCUAAGUUCAAAGAUCAAUACCGUGAACUUCAAAGGAAGAGAGGCAAGAAGACGGUCGUGUUGGCCAGAGGUGGAGAUGGUGAGGCGUUGAUGAGGCCGAGUGGCAAGACCAACUCCAAGGUGGACGACAUACGUGAUGCGUCAUCCAUGGCCUUGCAUGAGACUUUGCAUGGCAUGAUGUCUCAAAAGGAUGUGAGGGACGAGAAAAAGCAACAAAGCAAGGACGAGCAAAUGGAGCAAUACCUAGAGCUUCAAAGGAAGAAGCUUGAGAUGGAGGAGGCGGCCAAGAAGAGGAAGAUCGACAUGGAGGAGGCAUCCCGGCAAAAGCAGCUCGACAUCGAGGCCGCCAAUGUCACGGCCAAGCAGAGGCAACUCGACAUCGAGGCCACCAAUGCCGCAACCAAAGCAAAGGAGGUGCCCCUACUGAGCAUGAGCAUGGACUUGACCAACAUGAGUGAGAAGAUGAGGAGCUGGUUCGAGGCCAGGCAGAAGGAGAUGUUCGACGCCGACGGCCUGAACUAG
Aegilops tauschii subsp. strangulata is the source of this 1248-nucleotide messenger RNA. RefSeq lists its product as uncharacterized. The record is from RefSeq and is a predicted model, not a curated record. Lineage: Eukaryota; Viridiplantae; Streptophyta; Magnoliopsida; Poales; Poaceae.